Molecule: messenger RNA, 1898 nt
Organism: Bufo bufo (common toad)
Lineage: Eukaryota; Metazoa; Chordata; Amphibia; Anura; Bufonidae
Gene: LPL
Product: lipoprotein lipase
Exons: 10
Coding region: 160-1629 (489 amino acids)
Biological process (GO): lipid metabolic process
Molecular function (GO): apolipoprotein binding; lipoprotein lipase activity
Source: RefSeq, a predicted model, not a curated record
GUUCAUGACUCCUCCUGCUAGUGAAAACCUUUUUUUUCCAUUGAAUGCCCUGUAGUUACUGAAACAUUAAUCAAAGUUGAAUAAAAGCCUGCAUAGAGUUAGGCACUAAGACAGAGUAGGGGUAUUAUUAUUUUAUUUUUGGCAAAGGUUUGGAAAACCAUGAGAAGUGGAGAAGCCCUUGCACUGCUUAUAUGGAUGAACUGUCUGUUGGCUUGUUGCUACAAAGUCUUAGCCACUACUGAGUCACCUACUACUACAACAGUCACUUCUCUUUGGAAGAAAACUGAUUUCAAUGACAUUGAGAGCAAAUUUUCCCUUCGGACUCCAGAAGAACCAGAUGAGGACACCUGUUAUCUAAUACCUGGCCAAGAGCAAACUGUUGAAAACUGCCAUUUCAACCAGACGAGCAAAACCUUUGUAGUGAUCCAUGGAUGGACUGUAACGGGUAUGUACGAAAGCUGGAUUCCCAAGUUAGUAGAUGCCUUAUAUAAAAGAGAACCACACUCAAAUGUGAUUGUUGUAGACUGGCUGCAACGAGCACAACAGCACUAUCCAGUGUCAGCUGGUUAUACGCAACUGGUGGGACAGGAUGUUGCAAGCUUCAUAGACUGGAUUGAGGAACAGUUUGGCUAUCCAUUGGAUAACAUUCAUAUUUUAGGAUACAGUCUUGGCGCUCAUGCAGCAGGUGUUGCUGGUAGCUUGACAACUAACAAAGUCAACAGGAUAACAGGUUUGGAUCCAGCUGGUCCCACCUUUGAAUAUGCAGAGACAUCGGUUACUUUAUCUCCUGAUGAUGCAGAGUUUGUAGAUGUUGUACACACCUACAGCGUAGGAACUCCUGACCGCAGCAUUGGUAUUCAAAGGCCAGUCGGACAUAUUGACAUUUAUCCUAAUGGCGGAAGUUUUCAACCAGGAUGCAGCAUUGGAGAUACCAUACGGCUUAUAGCAGAAAAUGGAAUUCGUGGAAUUAUAGACAUGGACCAGAUUGUGAAAUGCUCCCAUGAACGUUCCAUCCACCUCUUCAUUGACUCUUUACUUCAUGAAGAGAAGCCAAGCAUGGCCUACCGCUGCAAUUCAAAGGAAGCUUUUGAUAGAGGACUUUGUCUAAGCUGCCGUAAGAACCGCUGCAAUACUUUGGGCUACAAAGUCAACAAGGUCAGAGGAAAGAGAAGUGUAAAGAUGUACUUGAAAACAAAUGCCCAGAUGCCAUUUAAAGUAUUUCACUAUCAAGUAAAAGUGCACUUCUUUGCAAAGAGGAACUUCACUGUUACCAACCAACCAUUCUUGGUUUCUCUGUAUGGAACAAAGGGAGAAAGUGAAAACCGACCUCUCACUUUAGCAGAAAUGUCCACCAACAAAACCUAUUCCUACUUGAUCUACACUGAACUUGAUGUAGGAGAACUGCUAAUGUUGAAGAUUAGAUGGGAGAAUGAGUCAUAUUUAGGCUGGGCAAACUGGUUCAAAACAUAUGCAUUUGAUGUGCAGAAAAUCAGGAUAAAAUCAGGAGAGCUGCAGAAAAAGCUAAUAUUUUGUCCUCAAAAUGGAGAACGCGCAACUAUCACAAGAGGGAAAGGACCCGUGGUAUUUGUGAGAUGUAAUGAACACUCCAACAUGAAGAAAGGAGACUGAUGUGAAAAUGAAUUUGCACUUUGAACCACAUGUCCAAUGUUACUGAUGCUGUGAAGAACAUUCAAGUGACAUUUGUUACUACUAAAACUCUAUAUGCCCACCUACAAUGAAGUUCAAUCAAAGGGUAUUUCAUAUUGGGCACUUUUGCAUAGACAAGAGUUAACAGUUUCUUCGUAGAACAAUAACAGGAUCAAAGACUGAGCAACAAAAGUCAACUCUAGAUCAUCAACCCAUUGCAGGCUACCUGUGUAUUGUGGAUAUUUAUUUUG